Molecule: messenger RNA, 1269 nt
Organism: Micromonas pusilla CCMP1545
Lineage: Eukaryota; Viridiplantae; Chlorophyta; Mamiellophyceae; Mamiellales; Mamiellaceae
Exons: 1
Coding region: 1-1269 (422 amino acids)
Biological process (GO): fatty acid metabolic process
Cellular component (GO): lysosome
Molecular function (GO): fatty acid amide hydrolase activity
Source: RefSeq, a predicted model, not a curated record
AUGCGACGUUCUCAGCACCUGCACGUCGCGUUCCUCGCGAGCGUAUUCGUCUUUUUCGCUCCAGAGGAAACGCGCGGCGUCGUGACGGGACGGAGUGGGAAAGCGACGCUCGGGGAGAGAACGACCACGACGGGCGCGUCGUCAGAUGCCACAGCGUUCGCACCGCCGCCCUCGUUCCCGUCGACGACGUCGACGUCGUCCGUCGUCGACGGCACCGCCUUACCUCUUUUCCGCAUCAAUCUCGACGACCCGCCUAGGCUGCGCUGGGAGGGCGUGAUGCGGGCGAACAAAGCCGCGGUGCGCGAGACGAUGAGCGACAUCUUCGCGAAGCUCCCAAGAGAAGUCCACGCCGAGGUUGACAAGCUCGUCCUCGACGCUCGAGGACGCCUCCCGAGUUGGGUGAUCGAGGAGCUCACCGGCGUCGCGGACGUCCUCGACAUGUCCCUCGCGGACGUCGUAUUAGUGAACCUGUUCUUCGAAAUCACGCCAUUCUGCACUUCCAUCGUCGCGCAGAGCUCCGAGAGCGGCGGCGGGAAGCUGCUCCACGCCCGGAACUUAGACUUCGGCUUCGGCGUGAAACGAAUGAGCGACGACUUGAGGAAAAUAGCGAUCGACGUCGAGUUCACGCGCGCGGGUGAGCGCGUGUACGUCAUGACGACGUUUGCCGGUUACGUCGGCGCAGCCACGGGGAUGCGUGGUGGCGCAUUCUCCAUCACCGCGAACGAACGCGAGAUGACCGGACCGGUGCCAGUGCCGAAUCUUUUGAAGAGCCUUCUGAAUCUCGUCAAUGCAAUCAGGACGACGGACGUUAUUCCCGUGACAUGGGCGAUUCGCGAGGUAUUGGAGGACGAAACCGCACUGACUUUCGAAGACGCGGUGGGCGCGUUGAGCACGAGACACAUGGCGACGCAGAUGUAUCUUACGAUCGCUGGCGUUUCCUUCGACGAAGGCGUUGUGUUGACGCUCGAUCGUAACAAGUUGCUGGACACCUGGAGGUUGAACUCGACUGCGGGUACGUGGUUUCUCGUCCAAACGAAUUACGACCACUGGGUGAGAGAACCGGCGUGGGAUAAUCGAAAAAAGCCAGCGGAGAAAGCGCUGCGCGGGGUCGGCUCAGUCGCGAUCACCCCAUCGUCGAUGUACGAAGAUGUGCUGUCGCUCGAUCCGGUAUUAAAUCAGCUGACGAUUUACACGACAGUCGUGAUAACAGCCGACGGCGCGUACGAGUCGUUCGUACGGGAAUGUGUGACGUGCGCGCCGAUUUUCUAG